Messenger RNA from Triticum turgidum subsp. durum (durum wheat), 3441 nucleotides. Lineage: Eukaryota; Viridiplantae; Streptophyta; Magnoliopsida; Poales; Poaceae. The record is from the annotation of a GenBank genome assembly.
AUGUCGCGCCGCCCCUUCCUCCUGCUCCUCCUCGUCCCCCUGGUUGCCUCCAUUGCGCAGCCCCUUCCGCCGAACACCUCCCCCGGCGCCGGCUCCACCACGGCGGUUCUACUCUCCUUCGUCGCCGCGCUUCCCCCGGCCGCCCAGCGCGUCCUCCGUCCGACAUGGCUGCGGCGCCACCGGACCGGCGGCAACUCGUCCUCCCCCUUCGCCAUCUACCGGCGCCACCACCACCGUCACUGCGCGUUUCUUGGCGUCACGUGCUCCGCCGCCGGCGCCGUGAUCGCGAUCAACCUCUCCAGCACGGGGCUCUCCGGCGCUCUCGGCGCGUCCGCGCCGCGCCUCUGCGCGCUCCCGGCGCUCGCCGCGCUUGACCUCAGCCGGAACAACCUCACGGGCGCCGUUCCCGCCGCGCUCGCCGCGUGCUCCGCCGUCACCACGCUCGUCCUCGCCUUCAACUUCCUCGCGGGCGCCGUCCCCGCGGAGCUCCUCUCCUCGCACCGUCUCCGGACGAUCGACCUCAACACCAACGCGCUCACCGGGGAGAUCCCCGCCGCUCCCUCCGGCUCCUCGCUCCUCGUGUACCUCGACCUCAGCGCCAACUCACUCUCCGGCGUCAUCCCUCCGGAGCUCGCCGCGCUCCCGGAGCUCACCUACCUGGACCUGAGCAGCAACAACCUGUCCGGCCCAGUGCCGGAGUUCUCAGCUCCGUGCGGGCUGCUCUACCUCAGCCUCUUCUCGAACCAGCUCGCCGGUGAGCUCCCCCGCAGCCUCGCCAACUGCUGCAACCUCACCGUCCUGUAUCUACCCAACAACAACAUCAGCGGCGAGGUGCCCGAUUUCUUCGCCUCCACGCCGAACUUGCAGAAACUGUACCUUGGCAACAACGCGUUCACCGGCGCAUUGCCGGCAAGCAUCGGCGAGCUUUUGAACCUGGAAGAAUUGGUGGUGUCGAGUAACUGGUUCACCGGCUCCGUCCCCUAUACAAUCGGGCAGUGCCAGUCCUUGACACUGCUCUACUUGAACGGCAACUGCUUCACCGGCUCAAUCCCACCAUGUAUCGGCAACCUGAGCCUACUGCACAAGUUUUCUGUCGCGGACAACAGCCUCACCGGGAGAAUUCCGCCGGAAAUCAGGAGCUGCCGUGGACUGGUGGAGCUUGAGCUCCAGAACAACAGCCUCUCCGGCACGAUACCGCCGGAGAUCGCCGAGCUCAGCCUGCUGCAAAAGCUGUAUCUGUUCAACGACAUGCUCCACGGCCCGGUUCCUCCAGCACUGUGGCAACUGGCUGGCAUGGUGGAGCUGUACCUCAACAACAACAGCCUAGGUGGCCAGAUACAUCCAGGCAUCACUCGCAUGAGGAACCUGAGAGAGAUCACCUUGUACAGCAACAACUUCACCGGCGAGCUGCCGCAAGCCCUGGGGCUCAACACCACGCCGGGAAUCCUCCGCGUCGACCUCACCGGCAACCGCUUCCACGGCGCGGUCCCUCCUGGCCUGUGCACAGGAAGCCAGCUCGCCGUCCUUGAUCUUGGAUACAACCGAUUCCAUGGAAGAUUUCCCAGUGAGAUUGCCAAAUGCCAGUCUCUGUAUGGGAUCAACCUGAACAACAACAGGAUCAGUGGGAGCUUACCUGCAGACCUGGCCACGAACAGAGGGCUGUCGUACAUCGACAUGAGUAACAACCUUCUUGAAGGAAGGAUACCAGGCGUGAUCGGCUCAUGGAGCAACCUCACCAUGAUCGACCUCUCGCGCAACACCUUCUCUGGUCCAAUACCCCACGAGCUCGGCGCUCUGAGCAAUCUUGUGACCCUGCGAGUGUCGUCGAACACGCUGACAGGAUCGAUACCACAUGAACUAGGAAACUGCAAACGGCUUGUUUGCUUAGACCUUGGAAACAACCUUCUGAAUGGAAGUUUGCCGGCGGAGAUCACAGCUCUUGGCAGCCUGCAAAGCCUCCUACUCGGCGGCAACAAGCUCACCGGGGCAGUACCGGAUUCCUUCGCCGCGACGCAGGCCCUCCUUGAGCUGCAGCUUGGUGACAAUCAUUUUGAAGGAGCCAUCCCACACAGCUUGGGCAAUCUUCAGUACAUCUCUAAAACCCUGAACAUGAGCAGCAACAGACUGAGCGGCCAGAUCCCAAGCAGCCUCGGCAACCUUCAGGGCCUGGAAGUGCUGGACCUGUCCAAGAACUCGUUGUCCGGCCCGAUCCCGCCGCAGCUGAGCAACAUGAUCUCCCUUCUGGCCGUGAACGUGUCGCUCAACGAGCUGUCCGGCCAGCUCCCUGCCGGCUGGGCUAAGCUGGCAGCACAGUCGCCUGAAGGCUUCUCAGGGAACCCUCAGCUGUGCAUUCAGUCUGACAGUGCACCUUGCUCCAACAAGAACCAGUCCCUGAAAAACAGAACCAGAAAUGCACGGAUCGUCGUUGCAUUGCUACUUCCAACUCUUGCCAUCAUCGCUGCCAGCAUGUUCCUCCUCCACCACGUCGCGAAGAGGUCGUCGCGGCGCCGAUCAGCCCGGCGCGCCUCGAUCCGCAGCAUGGACUCGACGGAGGAGCUGCCGGAGGACCUGACCUACGAGGACAUCCUCCGGGCGACCGACAACUGGAGCGAGAGGUACGUGAUCGGGCGAGGCCGGCACGGCACGGUGUACCGCACGCAGAGCAAGCUCGGGAGGGAGUGGGCGGUGAAGACGGUGGACCUGUCCCACGGCAAGUUCCCGGUGGAGAUGAAGAUCCUCAACACGGUGAGGCACCGGAACGUCGUCAGGAUGGCCGGGUACCACAUCCGCGGCGGCGCCGGGCUGAUCCUCUACGAGUACAUGCCCGAGGGGACGCUCUUCGAGCUGCUGCACGGGAGGAAGCCUCAGGUGGCCCUCGACUGGACUGCCCGGCACCAGAUCGCCCUUGGUCUGGCCCAGGGCCUCUCCUACCUGCAACAGGACUGCGUGCCCAUGAUCGUCCACAGGGACGUCAAGUCGAGCAACGUGCUGAUGGACGCCGACAUGGUGCCCAAGCUCGCCGACUUCGGCAUGGGGAAGAUCGUCGGCGACGAGGACGCGGACGCCACGGUUUCCGUCAUCGUUGGCACCCUCGGCUACAUCGCGCCAGAGCAUGGAUACUCCACGAGGUUAACCGAGAAGAGCGACGUGUACAGCUACGGGGUGGUGCUGCUCGAGCUCCUGUGCAGGAAGAUGGCUGUGGACUCCGUGUUUGGAGACGGCGUUGACAUCGUGACAUGGAUGAGGUCGAGCAUGAAGCAGGCAGAUCAUCGCCCCGCCGCCAUGAACUGCUUGGAUGAGGAGAUUGUCUACUGGCCUGAAGAUGAGCAGGCCAAGGCACUGGACUUGCUUGAUCUAGCCAUUUCCUGCACGCAGGCGGCUUGCCAGUCGAGGCCUUCCAUGAGAGAGGUGCUGAACACUUUGGUGAGGAUGGAUAUGUAA